Messenger RNA from Symbiodinium sp. CCMP2456, 3576 nucleotides. The record is from the annotation of a GenBank genome assembly. NCBI's taxonomy places the organism in Eukaryota, Dinophyceae, Suessiales, Symbiodiniaceae.
AUGGAGGGAAGCGUCAUAUCGAGCGAAGAGCAGUUGUUGUGGCAAGGCGAGAAGUUGCUCGUGCUGCUGCGGGGACCUCCUGGCUGCGGGAAGUCCACCUUUGCCCGGACGUGGCUCGCAGGGGUGCUGAAGACAAGCCUGGCGGAACUCGAGGAGCGGCCGGCCUGGCGACUCGCACACGUCUGCAGCUCCGAUGACUUUUGCACGUCACGAGAGGACGGCGACGAGGUCUAUGAGUUCGGUGCGCUCUCCGCUAGGACAGCACACGCCCUGAAUGAGCAGCGUGUGGACAUCGCACUGCGCUUGGGGACGACGCCCAUCAUCGUCGACAACACUCACAUGGAGCUGUGGGAGAUGCAGAGCUACGUUUCCCUGGCCCUCAGCUGCCGUUACACCGUACGUGUGGUGGAGCCGGCGGCCUUCAAUCCUGAGUGGAAGGACGUGGUCCACCUGAUGCAUCGCAACGCCCAGCGGGCUCAAUCCGGAAAGAAUGUUCCGGUGGAGGUGCUCAAGAAAAUGCUGGGCCGAUUCCAACCCUUCUCUGGUGAUCUUCGGAGCAUCGCUGGCGCUCCCAGGCCGGAGCCCUCGGAGACCCAGGAACUCCGGAUUGACUCCACGGACGGCUGCAGCUACACCCUCCAGGACUUCGUAGACGAGUACGGGGGCUCCCAGGAGGAUCCUCCCAGGGAGUGGGUCGAAGCUGUGCGGGCGCCGAGAGCGAUCAAGGCCCGGCCCAGGCGUAGCGAGAGCUCUGGGAGUUCAUCCUCCUCCAGUCGCUCUUGCCAAGAAAGGAAGAGGAGGAGGACUCAGAGCAACUCGCCUUGCAAGCUGGUUCUGGAAGCUCUUUGGGAUGAUCCGGCACUCUCCUCCUGGGAAGAGCGGCGUGCAAAACUGAGAGAACGCUACCAAGUGGAGGUGGAGGAGGAUGAGAGGCUUUUCAUCGUCUCUGCCGAUCACAGCCAUCCGCUUUGGUCGAGUGAGGAAGCUCAAGUGCUGCGUGAGAACCGCGGCACCGUCUACGAGAAGUCUUCUGGAAAACCUCUCUGCCUGCCAUUUUACAAGUUCUGGAACAGGGGAGAACGCCUAGCCGAGCAGAUUGACUGGGAGGAUGGAGCCAUUGCCGAGGAGAAGAUCGACGGUAACCUUCUGAAGCUCUUCUAUUUCCAAGGUACUUGGCGCCUGGCGAGCAACCGGACGCUGAAGGUUCAUGAGCCCAACGACAAGUACGCCUGCACAGGAAGGACGAAUUACCAGCUCUUUGCCGAAGCCGCGGCGAACAGUUCGCUCGAUCACAGUCGCCUGGAUCCAGGCUGCUGCUACAUGUUCGAGCGCGUCCAUCCGGAUUUCAGGAUCGUGCUGGACUACCCUCGAGCCAUGCUGUAUCACAUUGGCACCAGGGACAUGAGGACAUUGAAAGAGAUCGAUGUGGACAUCGGAGUUCCCCGACCGAAGCGAUGGGAGAUACGAAGUGCCAAAGAGUGCCAAAGCUUGCUUGACUCCUUCCAUGGAUUCUCCGAGGGGCUUGUCGUGAGAGAUGCCAAGUACCGGCGGCAGAAGUGGAAAAGGCGAGAGUACUUGCUGAUGCACUCCGCUCGAUACCUCGUUGGGGAUGACCAGCCCUGCUAUGCUUGGGUCGCGAGGAGCAGUGCAGCCGGAACUAUGGACACGGACCGCUUGUGCCUGAAUGUUUGGUUGAGGUCCGAGUCCUCCGAGUUUGCGGCGUACUUCCCUGAGGCCUUGGAGCGCUACAACCUGGUGCAAAGGCUCUUAGAGGAAGAAGGACUCUGCGAGGGCCUCGGCGAGCGCAGAGAGCGCGAGCCUGGAAGCGGGCGCUUCCUUCACGAAGCGUUCGAAGUGCUCUCUGGGAAGCAGCAGUCAAGUGUGCCGGUGAAUGGACGCACUCUUCUGCUGGUCUUGUACCCACACAUCGAUGAUAGAGCCCCCGACUUUCAUGAACAGAAGCGCAUACAGUCUGCCCUGGAUGCCGUGGCCGCCCUGGCCAUGCCUCCCCUUUUCAAGCGGCGCAACCUCUAUGCGACUGUCGGAGUGCACCGCUACGCCUCAGAACUGCAGAUUCGUGCUGCCUACCGCCGCCGUGCUUUGGAGAAGCACCCGGACAAAGGCGGCAGCCACGAGGCAUUUCUGGCUUUGAUCAAUGCUUUCGAGGUCCUCUCAGACCCGCGCGUGCGCGAAGUCUACGACCGGGACCUGGAGAGGCGGGGCGAACGCGAUGGCCUGGGGCGCCUGAGGCGGGUCAUUGACGAGCCGCCGCAGAGAGAGGCGGAGGUCUCUCCGCCUCAAGCGAAGAGUGCUGAGGAGUUUGGGCCCUUUGGGCCCGGCCCAGGCCAAGAGCAGAGAGAACCUCAGGCCAAGGUGGGAAGCAAAAGAGCUCGUCAAGCCGGGACGACGAGACCUAGACCGGAGUACUCCGAGGCGCAGGAGUCCGCAGCUGCAGGGCCACAGGAAGCACAGGAGGUCCAAAGCGUGUGGAGACAACUCUUGGAGGCCGAGGCCGAGUGCGAGUUUCCCUCCAUCCUCAAGGGACGGAGCUGGAGAUUUCUAGGAGCAGUGGCUGGCGAAGGCCACGACUUCUUGCGGAGGCGAGCGUGGUUCAAAAAGGUGCCGAGGCCUCCAAAGAAGACGAUGCGAGUGCAGAAAGCCUCGAAGACGGCCGGAAGAAAGGUUGGCCUGCAAUCGCUGAUGGAUGCCUCAAAGAAGGACAGUCUGGGCGAGAAAGCCUGCCAACACAUGCAGAAGCACAUUCGAAAGGUUGGGCCGCGAAGCUUCAACCUGGUGAUGUGCUUCGACUGGCUCGAAGUUGCCAGCUCCUCUACACAUCUGGUUGAGGCCAUCGAUUGGCACAUCAUCCUCAUGAAGUUCCAGCGUUUGGCAAAAGAGAUCUUCAGUCAAGGGCAUGCAGAUGACUACCCUUUGGUCUCCGAGACACUCCAGUCCGUCCUCGAUGAGCAUACGCAACAGGGAGGACGAGCUCCCACCCUGACCUUUGCUUUGCGCAUGUACUUCAGAAAUGGCGAGAAGCACAAGCUCUUCCGCUUCUUUCGGACUACAGAUCUUCGAUGGGUGCUCCACUGCCGCACGCGAAUCAGAGCGAUGAUGCCAACAUGCGAUCACGAUGUGUUUCUGCGGGCAGUUCGUGGCAUGUGCCAGAAGUCUAUUGAAAUGUCUGGAGAGGCUCACAAGAGGCACUACGACAAAAUCCGUGCCGACAAUGCCGCCAUGAAGGCUGCAAGGAAACUGCAGACAGAGAACAACGCCAAGUUGCACGCCCGAGCCCAGGCUGCGGUGCAAUUUGUUGCACAAGCUAGGAAAAAGUUCAAGGCUGGAAAAGACAUGCAAGAUCUCGAUGCGAUUUUUUGCGACUUCGGGAUGGGCGAGCAGCUUUGCUUCUUCGCGAUCGUGCAGGCCCAAGACAGCGGGCACAGCGCUGGCCCACUGCGAGAGACGUGGCAGAAAGCAGCAAAAGAUUUGCAAGCGUUGAAGAAGAUUCAGAAGUCCAAAGGAGAAGCACAUGAGAACGUCGGGUUCAUCAUCGCAAAGUUGCAGCAUGUGAACUAG